UGAAAAUAUCACCCGGGAAUAAAUUAUGAUAAACCGUGACGUUGUUUGUUAAAAUCUUCAACCCUUUAUCAGCAGUUCGUCUCAUCGAAUCGCGGUACACAAUCAGUAGCAUGUGUCAAGGAGUAAAUCAUUGUUAACAUGAAGCACUUAAAGCAGGACAUGUGUAGAGUCGACAUGUAGCACAAUAAGCAAGACAUGUGUAGUGUCGAUUAAUGGAUUAAGAUGACGCUGAAAUAAUGGCCUGCUCGUACAACACAAGUUGACUCUUCUGAAGAUAUUGUGUGGUUGUAACAAAAUGGCGUGUUUAGCUGAUGUGUAUAAGGAUAAGGAAAGGACAAACUGGCUGAAGGCGUGGCUAGCAAUAGACAUUGCAAAGUCUGGCUUGGAACACUUAGCUGACAACGUGGCUCAGAAUUUUCACCGGCUAAUUUACAGCCAUGUAGGAUCUUCUAGCACCAGCUGUACCACAGCAAAUGUACAGCAUAAAAUUAUCAAGGAACAUAGGUAUAAUAGAUUGUCUUUGAAAAAUACAUCUGCGCAUUUGUGGCAAACAAACUAUUGGGAAAUAGCAAAAUGUUUUUUCCCACCAGAUGGAUAUGCUGCCACAAGUUCAAUUCAAGAUACAGACUUCAACGGAGUCAUCAGUUUUAUGCUAAACUGUAAACGCUUUGAUAGCAGUUUGUCUUUUCCAAUUACAACGGGAAAGCCCACAAAUCCCAUGUCUGCGUGCCUCCUGUAUAAGGCUCGUGAAAUCGGGAAAGCUGUGCUCCACUCUUCCGUAAUGAAGGUAACAGACGUGGAGCUCCUAGACUACUUCACAACAUUGUCCAACCUGCUGAAUGAUUCACGCUAUCUAAUUGGAGAUAGCGAUGCCCCAAAAGCUGUUAAGAAAUUAGAAGAGGUACAUGUAGAAUAA
This is a messenger RNA of Dreissena polymorpha, 916 nucleotides long. RefSeq lists its product as uncharacterized. The transcript is spliced from 3 exons. The coding region runs from base 296 to 916 and encodes 206 amino acids. The record is from RefSeq and is a predicted model, not a curated record. NCBI's taxonomy places the organism in Eukaryota, Metazoa, Mollusca, Bivalvia, Myida, Dreissenidae.